Molecule: messenger RNA, 1161 nt
Organism: Selaginella moellendorffii
Lineage: Eukaryota; Viridiplantae; Streptophyta; Lycopodiopsida; Selaginellales; Selaginellaceae
Exons: 7
Coding region: 39-1049 (336 amino acids)
Molecular function (GO): oxidoreductase activity
Source: RefSeq, a predicted model, not a curated record
CCCAAGGACACGGUAUUUGUGUUCUCUACUAGUUAGCGAUGGCGUCCUCGUCGCAAAUAUUUCGAGCCGGAGCUGGAGAUCCAGUGGCACUUCGAUCCAAGGCAAGAUCAUCGAUCGCCUGCUCCUCUUCUACCAGCGUGACGAUGCCGCUUAUAGCUCGGAAAUUUCUUCGCUCCCUGGUCACGCCAUACCUGAAGAAGAAUGUCACUGCUUCGUCGGCGCUGGAGCUGGUUCGAUCGAAUUCCGGGGGAGCUGUGAAGUUCGAUCAUUUCGCAUUCCGGACGUUUGGGGUGGAUGGAUUUGGAAUCGACUCUAUUGCUCAGCUCUUCCUCGAUCUCGGCUAUGAAUGCCGUGACGAGCUUCGUUUUCCAGCGAAGAAGCUACGAGCAUUCUGGUAUGCACCACCUCUGGAUUUUCUUGACAUCGAAGGAGACGGUGUUGAUGGCCCAUUGCCACGGAUUUUUAUUUCCGAGCUUCUCGUGAAUCAACUCAGCUCCGAGUCACAGGAAGUCAUCAAAACAUACACAGGCCGUGCGAGAGCUCUGUUGAAACAUGCUCCAUUAACUAGCGUGCUAGAUUGCCUGCCUUGGGAAAAUCCAUCAGUGGCGGACUACGAACGUCUUGCACAGGAGAGCGAGUAUGCUGCCUGGACACUUGCCAACGGAUAUGCUCUGAACCAUCUUACAAUCUCCGUGCAUCGCUUAAACUCCGAGCUGAAGGAUAUAAACAAGCUAAACGAGUUCCUCCAGAGCAACGGUAUAAAACUAAACAAAGAUGGAGGAAUUCUCAAGGUUAGUCCUGAUAGGGGCUUGCUUCAAAGCUCGACGGUGGCUGAUUUGGUUCCUUGUACUUUCUCUGAUGGCGAGAUUGAGACUCCUGCCUCCUAUAUCGAGUUUGCACAGCGCCUUGUGCUGCCUGCUUUUCAAAAUCUCGGGCCCGAUCAGCUCAAAGAAUGGCAUAGGAGGGACGGCUUUGAGGUUGGCAAUGCUGACAAGAUCUUUGAAAGUACUUCGUCACUUCAAACUGGCGCCCUGAAACAAAGCGCCUAACUACAUAUCCUUUCAAGGUCUACUUAUUUUAUCAGUAUGGUUUUUUUUACAGCUCACGCGCAAGAUCCGGUUUGUACAUACGCUUAUAUAAAGUUUAUAUCUCUAUCAAAAA